Molecule: messenger RNA, 1254 nt
Organism: Perognathus longimembris pacificus (Pacific pocket mouse)
Lineage: Eukaryota; Metazoa; Chordata; Mammalia; Rodentia; Heteromyidae
Gene: Pgk2
Product: phosphoglycerate kinase 2
Exons: 1
Coding region: 1-1254 (417 amino acids)
Biological process (GO): glycolytic process; gluconeogenesis
Cellular component (GO): cytosol; sperm fibrous sheath; extracellular exosome
Molecular function (GO): phosphoglycerate kinase activity; ATP binding; ADP binding
Source: RefSeq, a predicted model, not a curated record
AUGUCGCUGUCGCAGAAGCUGACGCUGGACCAGCUGGACGUGAAGGGGAAGCGGGUGCUGAUGCGGGUGGACUUCAACGUGCCCAUGAAGAACGGCCAGAUCACCAACGCGCAGCGCAUCCGCGCCGCGCUGCCCAGCAUCCAGCACUGCCUGGAUAAGGGCGCCCAGGCCGUGGUGCUCAUGAGCCACCUGGGCCGCCCCGACGGCCUGCCCAUGCCGGACAAGUACUCGCUGCAGCCCGUGGCGGCCGAGCUCAAGGCCCUGCUGGGCCGGGACGUGGUGUUCCUCCGCGACUGCGUCGGGGCCGAGGUGGAGCAGGCGUGCGCCAGCCCCGCGCCGGGCACGGUGCUCCUGCUGGAGAACCUGCGCUUCCACGUGGAGGAGGAGGGCAAGGGCCAGGACGCGGGCGGCGGCAAGGUCAAGGCCGACCCGGAGCGGGUCAAGGCCUUCCGCGCCUCGCUCUCCAAGCUGGGCGACGUGUACGUGAACGACGCGUUCGGCACGGCGCACCGGGCGCACAGCUCCAUGGUGGGCGUGGAGCUGCCCCAGCGCGCCGCCGGCUUCCUCAUGAAGAAGGAGCUCGAGUACUUCGCCAAGGCGCUCGAGAAGCCCGAGCGGCCCUUCCUGGCCAUCCUGGGCGGGGCCAAGGUGGCCGACAAGAUCCAGCUCAUCCAGAACAUGCUGGACAAGGUCAACCACAUGAUCGUGGGCGGCGGCAUGGCCUACACCUUCCUGAAGGUGCUGCGGAACAUGGAGAUCGGCGCCUCCCUGUUCGACGAGGAGGGCGCCAAGAUCGUGAAGGACAUCAUGGCCAAGGCGGACAAGAACGGGGUGACGAUCACCUUCCCCGUGGACUUCGUCACGGGCGACAAGUUCGAAGAGGGCGCCAAGGUGGGCCAGGCCACGGUGGAAUCGGGCAUCCCCGCCGGCUGGAUGGGCCUGGACUGCGGCCCCGAGAGCAUCAAGAAGAACGCCGAAGUGGUGGCCCAGGCCAAGAUGAUCCUGUGGAACGGACCCGUGGGGGUGUUCGAGUGGGACGCCUUCGCCAAGGGCACCAAGGCGCUCAUGGAUGAGAUCGUGAAGGCCACGUCCCGGGGCUGCGUCACCAUCAUCGGCGGUGGGGACACGGCCACGUGCUGCGCCAAGUGGAACACGGAAGAUAAAGUCAGCCACGUGAGCACCGGAGGCGGGGCCAGCCUGGAGCUCCUGGAAGGGAAGGUCCUCCCCGGCGUGGACGCCCUGAACCGUGUGUAA